ACUUAGGUACUAGUGUGAACAACAACAAAAUUGAGUUACAGUUUAGUUAUCUCUUCAUUGGAAUUGAGUUGUAUCUUGCGUAGUUGAUUCUAUUCUUUUGAUGUUUUUAAUUUGAAAAAGAAUUUACUUUGGCAUAGAUCAUUUGACUAGACUGAAGAGCUGUUUCAUAUUGCGUAACCAAAUUAAUGUGUUUUGGGCAAUGGACAAGCAGAUUGAGGUGACUAAGCAAGGACUUUACUGAGCAAAGGGUCAGCAAGGUUCACCAUUUCAACAGAUGUUUACCAAUGAUAGGAGGCAAGAAGAGAGAACUGGGAGAUAUGGUACUUCAAGGCUGCAGUACCUUCAGGAAGUAGUGACUCAAUUUCAGAGUACAACCAGUGAAGAAUCAAAAGAGAAGAUUGUUGCUAAUCUUGCAAACUUCGCUUAUGAUCCUUACAAUUAUACCUAUUUGCGCCAGCUCAACGUGGUAGAACUUUUUCUGGACUGCAUUACAGAACCAAAUGAGAAGCUUGUGGAAUUUGGAGCAGGCGGAAUCUGCAAUUGUUGUCCUGAUCCGGCCAAUGGAGCAAUUGUCACUCAGUGUGGUGGGAUACCCCUUGUUAUUUAAUGUCUAUCAAGCCCUGUUAAAAACACCGUGAACUAUGCAAUUGGAUCACUUUAUUAUCUCUGCAACAAAUCCAGUAAGAAAGAGAUUGUGAAGCCAGAAGUGGUUGACAUCAUGAAGAGAUAUGCUGCUGCUGAAGCAGCAAGUGUCAGCUUCAGUAAUCUAGCCAAGGCAUUUUUGGACAAACAUGUUUCGCAAAAUGAACUCUGAGACAGACUAGGUCAGUUGCUAAUGAACUGUAUAUUGAGACUCAUCUUUUUGUUAUUAAUCUAU
Molecule: messenger RNA, 877 nt
Organism: Argentina anserina (silverweed cinquefoil)
Lineage: Eukaryota; Viridiplantae; Streptophyta; Magnoliopsida; Rosales; Rosaceae
Exons: 1
Molecular function (GO): protein binding
Source: RefSeq, a predicted model, not a curated record